AUGGCCUACAGAGAGCAUAUAAAGGAGAAGUUCUUAGCUGAGAAUCCCGGUAUGAAUAACAAGGUUGUGUCGGUUCUUGCUGCUAACUUAUGGAACAACGAGCCAGAGGAAGUCAAAGAAUUCUGGAGAGAACGUGCUAAGCAGCUUAAAAUGGAACACAAACUCAAGUAUCCUGACUACAAGUUCAAACCUCAAAAGAAGAAACAAAACAUCAAGAGCCCCAACACCCCAAAAUCCAUCAAGACCGUACGCAAGAAGACUGGUUCAGAUUCUGCCAACAUGAUGUUUACUGAUGGCUAUGGCUCAGAAGACAAUAAACUUGUGUAUCCCUUGACAUUUGAUCCCGUUAGUGAUGAACAGGAAGAAUAUUAUAUGCAUCUUCACAAGAAGGCUCUGUUCGGACAUUACAGAGCUUCAUCAGCUGAUUCUGUCAGUUCGUGGACGAGUGACUCCACUGCAUCGACACCUGUACUCUCACCCUUUGUCGGUUCUCCUGCUUCUCUUUCGCCACCUACGUUUCAUAUGACCAGCCAAUAUGGACGGUCACCAUCAGCUCUUCGUUAUGAAGCUGGCAAGUCAUUGGACAACCAGAGUGACUUAUUGUUGUCUUCGCAUAACUUGGCCAUGUCACAAUCAAUAUUGAGUGAAGUCGAUCAUCUGAACCACAUGUAUAAUCAACUUGAUGUAAACGCUCAUGCCACCCUGCCAGUCGAUGACGGUUUCGUUCUUGAUUCAGCCCCCUACGAGUCAUCAUCUUCAUUGAGAACCGCAAACUUUUUGCAGCAACCGCAUGGUUCUUCCUCCCAAACCGAAAUGUCUUCUACUGAUUACGAUCUUAUGGCUAUGGGUCAAUAUGGUAUUAUGGAAGAAACAGAAAACUACGUAGUUGGAUACAACGAUAGCGGAGAUCACUACUUGGUCUAUAACAAUCCGUUUGACCUUUCCGCCACCGAAACCGCUUCCUCUAUCGCCCAGUAUGCAUAUUCUCUCGAGACAUCUCAUGCAACUUCCGAGCAACGCUUAGCUGGCUUCCAAGAGGGAAUGCGACAGCAACAACUCAAACUCCAAGAAUUGAUGAAUUGA
Molecule: messenger RNA, 1083 nt
Organism: Paraglomus brasilianum
Lineage: Eukaryota; Fungi; Glomeromycota; Glomeromycetes; Paraglomerales; Paraglomeraceae
Source: the annotation of a GenBank genome assembly